Molecule: messenger RNA, 1006 nt
Organism: Trichomonas vaginalis G3
Lineage: Eukaryota; Parabasalia; Trichomonadida; Trichomonadidae
Exons: 1
Source: RefSeq, a predicted model, not a curated record
AUGAAUCAAAUAUCAUUCGUUCUUCAAUCAAACAUGAAAGAGUCACUCAAAAUGAUUAAAUUAUUUAAAGAAGAAGGUAAAACAAUAACAGCAUGGGACGUACUACUAAAUCAAUUGUCUUCAUUAACCGUUAAGGGUGUUUGCUUUAAAUCUGAUUCUCCAGAUGUUUUCUCAACGUUUCAGGGUUAUAAAUACAACAUUCUUGAAAAGCCUGAUUACUCAAAAAUUGAGAUGUUUAUGGAUUUCAUUAAAGAAGCCAUUUGUGAUAAUAACGAUGAAGUGUAUAAAUACCUUCUCGGCUGGAUUGCAUCAAUGAUUCAACAUCCUGGAAUCAAGAAUGAAACAGCAAUUAUUUUGAAAGGACUUCAGGGAACGGGUAAAAACAGAUUUACAGAUAUUAUUUCUGAACUUCUCGCUGGUUAUUCAUGUAAAAACAUUACCGAAAUAGGUGAGCUAACGGGUAAUUUCAAUUCGGUUGUUGAAAAUAAAAUGUUUCUUGUACUUAAUGAACUCAAGAAUGUAGGUGAAGACAGACUCGCAAACUUCAACGCUUUGAAAUCAAUUAUUACGGAUAAUGAGAUUAGAAUUAAUGAAAAGAAUCAACCCAGAAGAACUGCUCAGAAUGUUGCAAACUUUGUUUUCGUAACUAACAACGUCUACCCUGUCAAAAUUGAAGUUGGAGACAGAAGAUACGUAGUUUUAAGGGUUAAUGGUAAAUUCAAGGGUCAAUUUGAUUACUUCAAGAAUUUAAUGGAUUCAUGCACUAAGGAAUUUUAUGAUAACCUUUUAACAUAUUUUAUGCAAUAUGACCUUUCAUCAUUUAAUGUACGAAUCAUACCGAUGACUGAAGCCAAACAAGAUUUAAUUGAAUUAUCAACAAAUCCUUUAGAUGAAUGGAUAAAUACACAUUAUGAUGAAUUAUGUGCAGGUAUGACGUGUAAAAAUGCUCUAUUUUGCAAACCAUCAGACAUGAAAGACAAGAAUUUCCAAAUGAGCAUUAAGGAUA